AUGGAGGCGUUCGAACGCUUGAUGCCACGGCAGAUGCCGGAAAUGGUUCUUGAGACGAGGGGCGAUACCACGGCACCUCAGAUCCUCACCACCGUGGGCAUUCUGACUGGCUUAUCGGGCUUGUUGGUCGUCCUGCGCUGCUAUGUACGACUAGCCAUCCUUCGCAGAUUCGACAUCGAUGAUUGGAUCAUGAUCCUCGCGCUGGCUUGUGCGUUUGGUGUUUUAGGAUGCUUCAUCGGUGAGACGGAACACGGACUGGGCCAUUACAGUGCAGACAUAGGUCUCAAUGACCGGAUGCCAUUGAACAAGUAUAUGUUCUUCCACGCCAUCAUCAUUGUGACCGGCAUCAGUUCAGUCAAGAUAUCGCUCGGGUUCUUUCUACUGCGGUUUACAUCGCAGAAUAAGGUCCUGAGGAAGAUCCUGAUUGGGACUCUGAUCUUCCUGGUUAUCUUCACGAUUAGCUGCUGCUUGAGCAUAGUAUUCCAGUGCUAUCCAGUCAGCGCGGCAUGGGACUUUGCGCAAAAACAAACAGCCACCUGUUAUUCCAUGCAGACUUAUCUCGCCGUCGGCCAAUUCAACAGCGCCAUCAAUAUCAUCACGGAUUUCGCCUUUGCCACGCUCCCCGUCUUCAUGUUCUGGAACAUCCAGGUGAACAAGCGGACUAAAGCUUCCCUGAUGGGUAUUCUCGGCCUCGGAUACUUUGCCUGUGGUGCUGCGAUUGCGAAGACUGUUUUCCAGUCGCGGGUCUUUGACGAUCCCAAUGCUUUCCGUAUCGAAUUCAACGUCGGGAUCCUCGCAGCCUGUUUCCCUACCAUCAAACCCCUCGUCAAAUCCGUCAUCGGCAGCACUUGGAGCUUAGCUACCGGGUCUCGCCCCCGAAAACGCACCACGAAUGCAUAUUACGCACACUCCUCCAGCCACGCGAUGGGCUCGAUGGCACGCAGUCGGAUCGAUCACGAGGCGCAGAAAUACAAUGUCCGCAUCGAUGGAAUUCAGUCGUCGCUGUCAGCAUCGGAAAGGGGGAGUGAGGAGAAUCUGGAGGCGCAGAGACAUGUUCACCGCUUCUCAUCGCAGAGAAUCCUGCGCACGACCGAGGUUAUUGUGCACACUGAGGGGGGUAGUGAUAUGGGAGAUCAGAGUAUAGGACCGGUGCGGACGGUGGAAGACCGAAUAUGA
Messenger RNA from Aspergillus clavatus NRRL 1, 1176 nucleotides. RefSeq lists its product as uncharacterized. Bases 1 to 1176 code for a protein of 391 amino acids. Lineage: Eukaryota; Fungi; Ascomycota; Eurotiomycetes; Eurotiales; Aspergillaceae. The transcript is spliced from 6 exons. The record is from RefSeq and is a predicted model, not a curated record.